Molecule: messenger RNA, 22660 nt
Organism: Coregonus sp. 'balchen'
Lineage: Eukaryota; Metazoa; Chordata; Actinopteri; Salmoniformes; Salmonidae
Source: the annotation of a GenBank genome assembly
AUCGAAGCGAAGGAGGCUUGCGAUUGGCUGAGAGCGGCCGGCUUCCCCCAGUACGUGCAAUUAUACAAAGGUAAAUAUCAAAUAGUAAUCCUCUCAAGCCAUCAAGCACAAUCUAUUACAGUACACACCACAUCCACAUGUUUGCUCAUCCAUAACAAGCAGUGUCAUAUCACACUUUCAUUUGCCUUGUUUGCCUCUCAGAUUGCAGGUUCCCCAUUGAUAUAGACUGGGUAAAGAGUGAUCACAGUUUUCUGGAUAAGGAUGCACUUGAUUCACUCUGCAGGUGAGUAGCUGGACUUUACAUCCACUCUCUCCUUGUUCUACUGAUGAAGUGUGUGCAGUGCUGGAAGACUUCAUUGGGCUGGGGAAAGAGAGAGAGAGGAGAAAGAAAGAAAGAGAGAGAGAGAUUGGAGAGAGAAAGACAGAGAGAGUGUGUGUGUGUGUGUGUGUGUGUGUGUGUGUAUGGGUGCGUUUGUGUGUUUGUGCGUGUGUUUAGGAGUGGGUCCCAUGCUGCUGUGUUUGUUUAACCACCAUGCUUCUCCUCUGCUUACAGGAGAUUAAGCACUUUAAACAAAUGUGUGGAGCUGAGGUUGGAGCUGGGCAGAUCAAAGAGACGGGUGAGUGAGAGUGAACGCCGUGGAACACCAACAUGGCAGCUCUGUCAGAGACACAGCAGUAACCAGAGGAAAAGCUCCUAGUUAGCAUUUAACACUUCGAUUUCCACUGAUAUCGAUGGCUAGAUAGAUAGCUCCACCUACCUCCAAAACCCCUCAAAACUUAAAUAGUCUUUGUUUGAGAAAGUGCAGAGAAGAAUUAGGGUGAAAAAACUCAUCUAAAAUUAAUCAUGUUGCAUAAUAAUGUUCUACUUAAAGGCCCAGUGCAGUCAAAAACUAGAUUUACCUGUCUUUUAUAUACAUUUCCACACUAUGAGGUUGGAAUAGUACUGUGAACUUGUGAAAAUGAUGAUAAUACCCUUAGUGUAAGAGCUGCCUGAAAUUUUAGCCUGUUUUGGUGGGAUUGAGUUUUGGCCUUCCAUGUUGACAUCACCAUGCGGUAAAUUAGUUCAUAGACCAAUAAGAGAGUUCCUAACCUCUCUGCCAUUAACCUCUCCUCCCCACUCAGACCACUCCCAGACAGUACAAGCAACAUUUUUGCUUGAGAAAUUGCUCUUUGCUAAGAAGCUAUUCUUUACAGUGGGGAAAAAAAGUAUUUAGUCAGCCACCAAUUGUGCAAGUUCUCCCACUUAAAAAGAUGAGAGAGGCCUGUAAUUUUCAUCAUAGGUACACGUCAACUAUGACAGACAAAAUGAGAAAAAAAAUCCAGAAAAUCACAUUGUAGGAUUUUUAAUGAAUUUAUUUGCAAAUUAUGGUGGAAAAUAAGUAUUUGGUCAAUAACAAAAGUUUCUCAAUACUUUGUUAUAUACCCUUUGUUGGCAAUGACACAGGUCAAACGUUUACUGUAAGUCUUCACAAGGUUUUCACACACUGUUGCUGGUAUUUUGGCCUAUUCCUCCAUGCAGAUCUCCUCUAGAGCAGUGAUGUUUUGGGGCUGUCGCUGGGCAACACGGACUUUCAACUCCCUCCAAAGAUUUUCUAUGGGGUUGAGAUCUGGAGACUGGCUAGGCCACUCCAGGACCUUGAAAUGCUUCUUACGAAGCCACUCCUUCAUUGCCCGGGCGGUGUGUUUGGGAUCAUUGUCAUGCUGAAAGACCCAGCCACGUUUCAUCUUCAAUGCCCUUGCUGAUGGAAGGAGGUUUUCACUCAAAAUCUCACGAUACAUGGCCCCAUUCAUUCUUUCCUUUACACGGAUCAGUCGUCCUGGUCCCUUUGCAGAAAAACAGCCCCAAAGCAUGAUGUUUCCACCCCCAUGCUUCACAGUAGGUAUGGUGUUCUUUGGAUGCAACUCAGCAUUCUUUGUCCUCCAAACACGACGAGUUGAGUUUUUACCAAAAAGUUAUAUUUUGGUUUCAUCUGACCAUAUGACAUUCUCCCAAUCCUCUUCUGGAUCAUCCAAAUGCACUCUAGCAAACUUCAGACGGGCCUGGACAUGUACUGGCUUAAGCAGGGGGACACGUCUUGCACUGCAGGAUUUGAGUCCCUGGCGGCAUAGUGUGUUACUGAUGGUAGGCUUUGUUACUUUGGUCCCAGCUCUCUGCAGGUCAUUCACUAGGUCCCCCCGUGUGGUUCUGGGAUUUUUGCUCACCGUUCUUGUGAUCAUUUUGACCCCACGGGGUGAGAUCUUGCGUGGAGCCCCAGAUCGAGGGAGAUUAUCAGUGGUCUUGUAUGUCUUCCAUUUCCUAAUAAUUGCUCCCACAGUUGAUUUCUUCAAACCAAGCUGCUUACCUAUUGCAGAUUCAGUCUUCCCAGCCUGGUGCAGGUCUACAAUUUUGUUUCUGGUGUCCUUUGACAGCUCUUUGGUCUUGGCCAUAGUGGAGUUUGGAGUGUGACUGUUUGAGGUUGUGGACAGGUGUCUUUUAUACUGAUAACAAGUUCAAACAGGUCUGUGAGAGCCAGAAAUCUUGCUUGUUUGUAGGUGACAGAAAUACUUAUUUUCCACCAUAAUUUGCAAAUAAAUUCAUUAAAAAUCCUACAAUGUGAUUUUCUGGAUUUUGUUUUCUCAAUUUGUCUGUCAUAGUUGACGUGUACCUAUGAUGAAAAUUACAGGCCUCUCUCAUCUUUUUAAGUGGGAGAACUUGCACAAUUGGUGGCUGACUAAAUACAUUUUUUCCCCACUGUAUAUUUUUUGACCAUUUUAAUUGAAAACAAUCACAUUUAGGUACUCAUUGUUACCCUGAAAUUAUUUGACUUUGAGAUAAAAACGUCUACAUUGGACCUUUAAUGUUCUCAGAGACUAGUUAUUUCAGAAUGUAGUUCUCUUUGUGGAAGAUAAUAAAGAAGGAAAAUAUAUUUAAAAAAUAUUUAAAAUGAUAUAUAUAUUUACAAAAAUAUAUAUGGGGGAUUGGAAAUUAUGCAGACAAUUACAUUGAUAGAAGCCUAAAUCUAUCUGCAAUAUUAAAGCUGAUCUACCCCCUAAAAAAAAAAAAAACAUGGCUCAUACAGUACCUUGAUUGUCUUCUUGUAAUUCUUAGUGGGAGGAGUCAGAGGAUGAGGAUCCCUGUGCCAUCAGCACCAAAUGGGCCUAUGAGAGGCGGACGAGGCGCUGGCAUCGCCUAGAGGGGAUGGGCUUCCUGUGUUCACCGGACAGCCAUGAUAUGUCCCCGUGUGAAGCCAACGACCGCCACGAGGUCUGCUCCCUCCACAGCACCAGCAGCACCGAGAGCGAGGGCCGUGAGGGCCCCAAGACUGCCACUGACGACCAAGAGACCAGCAGGAGCUCGUCUCGCUGCUCUUCCACCAACAAGACCAUGUCUCUGGACACGUCGUUCAGCGGGCCCCCCUCCCCAGGGGGCGAGAUGCCCAGCUUCAGCAGUGCUGAGGAGUGCUUCCCGGACAAGCCCCCCAGGAAGAAGGGCCCCAGUCUGCUGAGGAAGAUAGAGAAGCUGCGUCUGAGGGGCACGUCCACCCUCUGCUCCCCAGGCCACAGUGGCCACAGCAGGACCAGGCUGGUCAUCUCUGGCCCCGUGCUCCAGGAGGGUCUGGAUGUCGAGCACAGGCUGAGACGGCUGCAGUGCCUGGACAUCCCCACCCUGCAGGACAGGGAUAGGGGCCGGCCGGGCAGCCAGGCCUCCUCCUCCUCACCAUCCUCCCCCCACUCAGGCAGCAGCAGCCCAAGCCCAUCGGAGAGCAGCAGUACUGUCAGCACCCCCAGCCCCAUCAGCAAGGUACGCAGCAACUGCAAACGAACCGGCGGGGUCCGAGAACAGCUCCAGGGGGGUCUCCAAAGAGGCCCGGUCAGAGAGCUCCAGGACUACAAGAACGAGAGGAAUAACCACGAGAGCCUGGUCUUCCAGAUUCCCCAGGGGCACAAGCCAGGAACGUUCCCCACACCCCUCACCCACAACAAUGUUCUGUUGCCCAUUGACAACACCUCCGUCAACUGGAGGACUGGGAGCUUCCAUGGGUACCGCGGGCGACGGAGCAGGGGGAGCGCAGCGGCCAAGGACCAGGAUUCCACCUGCUGCAGCCCCCCAGCCUCAUUGGACCACCGGGCCAGUAUCUAUGACAACGUGCCAAUAGGCCAGGUGAUUGGCCAGGAGGUGGAGCAUCACAGGGUGGCGGACACAGGGGAUAUCAGCGAAAACAAUGAUGUGUUCUCUGCGCUGGACAGCGUGAUGGAGCGUAUCAGCGGCCUGCAGCAACUCGUCAACACCUGGACGGACAAACUGUCAGAGGACGAGGACUCUGACUCUAACCGCGGCUCCACCCCCUCUCCCUGCCCCUCCUCCUCCUCCAACCACAUCUACCUGGAGAUCAAGGAGGCUGAGGAGCUGGGGCCGGGAGCCGUAGAGGGGGAGGGCGAUGUAGAUGGUAACAGGGAGAGCCUAGAAAAAGAGUCUGUGGAUGGAGAUGACACCGAGGCCCAGUCACUACCACGCAAUAUCAGGUGAGAACAGGCUGGGGAGAGAAUGACAGCUGGCCUGAGCGCUCAUUAAGAAGGCAUAUUGGAAGCUUAUUACUCAUACACACAGAUCCAUUACUUAUGUCAUUGUAUCAUUGAGUAUAAAAAUGAAAAUAGGUUUUGAAAAAAGUCAUAUUGUAAUUGCAUGAACUCUAUCACUGAACACAUUUUUGUUCUGUUGUGUCUGUUCUACAGACGGAGCCAGCACCACUGGUCAAGCGAGCAGAGCCUUCCCUCAGUGACCCCCAGCAGCCCAGGGGUUGAGGCCCAGCCUGUCUCUCACCUCCACCUGCUGCAGAAGCUCUCUCUGCUUAAACUCACCGCUCUCAUGGACAAGUACUCCCCCUCCAGCAAGCAGGGCUGGAACUGGUAAGGAAUGGGAGGGAGAAGUGAAGAGGGGGGAGAGGGAGGGGGGAGAGGGAGAGGAGAGAUGGGAGGGUAUGGGUAAGGUAGAGGUGAGGGAGAGAAAAGGAGGGGUUGGCCAGAAGAAUCAGGGGAAAGUGGAAGUGCGAUGGAUGCAGCAUGUUUAGAGGGUCAUUCACUAUUUAUGUGAAGUUGCAACCUUGCCUCUCACAAGACAAAACACAGGAUGCUUUCAGAGCAAUAACCCCCCCCCCCCAAAAAAAAAAGGAUAUACAAUUUGUUCAGCAUCUGAAAAAGCCGGCAUGACAAUUCCUGGGGAAAUUAUAGACAGGUUCUCUUCGUUUCUUUUGGAUAAGGUCUGUAGAUGGGUAAUAUUUGAUAUGUAUAUUAUAUUUUAUGUAUAUUAUUUAUAUAUACCACACAUGCGACCUGUGAUAAGACUAUGUAAUUUGUAUGUUAACAAAGUCUAUUAACUGAAUAUCUGACUCCAUAAAGAUGAUUUAGCAAUAUGCAAGAGACCAUAGUUGAGUUACAGUAAUAGAAAGGUCAAGACAGGUUUGAGAAUGGAAUUCUAAAUGCAGGUUUAUUUAAUUAACAUUGUAAAAUUUAUGGUUUCACAUACAAGCCAUAAAGCUUAAGUUACAUAGCAUUAACAAGCAUUACAAGAAAUUAUUCCAGGCAUGAUCAGAGAGGGAGAGAGAGAAAGAAGUCACAGCCUGAAAGGCUACGCCCCAAAAAGUCCCUGGGGUGGAGAGAGAAAGAGAGAGAGUGCAUCUCACCAGCACAGGUCAGGAACAAAGACGAGAAAGAACAAUGAUUCUAAGACCCUUUUAUAACAUCUGAGUUGUUUGGAUUCAAAAACACAGCCUUGGCUGUGUUUUUGCUGGUGACCAGCCUUCGCUGUGUUUUGGAAACUAGUGACCAGCAUACCAGCAUGUGUUUUGGACGGUGGUGACCAGCAUAAACUGGUCACCAGCGUACCAGCAUAUGCUGGUCUCCAGAAAAACCAGCAUCAAGGGGAUUAAAUAUUUAAGACAGUACAUUACAUAUAUCAUAAGGCCUUACUUUGAGGACAUCGUUUUCCCCUAAUACAGUGGUAAAAUCAGGCCUGAAAGUCACAUUAUACUGGCUUGCAAAGUGAUGUUUAAUUCCUAUUGUAAUCCAGCCAGAGUGGGGAUAUCCAACAAUUGGAACUUUUACUCACCCACAAUCUGCAUUCAGAAUGACUGCCAGGGUUAGAAUGAUGAAUAAAUGAGACUACCUAAACCAUCUAAAUUAGAACAACGAUGUCAGUAACGGGUGAAAUAAGUCCAAAUAACAGAUUGGAUUAGUUUAGAAAAAUGUAUGUUAUUUAUCUUUAUGUAGCAUAAGAUUAAUGAAUCAAUCAAUGUACAUGCAAAAACACAAAACACAAAAAAAUAAACAUUCUAACUGCAAUAGAGUUCUAAAAAUCUAACUGCAAUAGAGCAUGCUGGGGAGUAUGGUAAUGAUGGGCGUGGUUUUACAAGACUAGCUAGCUAGACCAUUCUGGACCAGCAUAGAUCAGCAUGGACCAGCUUGGUCACCAGCACACCAGCAUCACCAGCAUAAACUGGUCACCAGCAUACCAGCUUGACCAGCUGGUCAGCCAGCCUAACCAGCUAGCCCAUGCAGGUCAGAUCAACAUGGACCAGCAUACACCAGCAUGGACCAGCUUGGAAUUUAGGCUGGUCCAUGCUGGGUUUUUUUAAGCAGGGUAGGUACACUCCCAUCUAGCUCUUGGAGGGGUGUGUCUAGUUACAUUUCUGGCAUUGGCCAGGCCUCAAUAGAGCCCCACAGUGGAGUUGUCAUAAUACCAAUAAAACCUAGCGGUCAAACAGGGAAAUGGUUCCAAUCAUUGAUAAAAGUCACCUUGUCCUAGAGAGGUUUACAUGGUUAUCAAAACGUCAUGCCAGGGUAAGCCUACACGAAACACAGCCCUUAUUUGAAGUGUUUCCCCCCAAAAAAUGAAUGGUGGAAAAACGAUUGGAACCAUUUCACUAUUUCACCUCUAGGUGUUAUGAGUAUUUUGUCUCCAACUGUGGUACUCUAUGUGUUUUAAAGGGUUAAAGGGAGCUUGGAUCCAAACCGAUUCUACUUUCUGACAAAACAUCUGUUUACAUUCCCAAACAAAGGGCUCUAUUCAAUCCGUAUCACGGAAGCUCAGCGUUACAGUGUGAUUUGAAAUUUAAAGGCAAUGUUCCCGCAUUAGCAGAGACUGCAUUCACGGUCAACGCUGCAUAUGUCGGCUCAAUCGGAAAUUAUCUUAACAUUUAUAUCGCGCAAUCUAUAACACUUCAGCGAUACAGAUUGAAUAGAGCCCAAAGUUUUCCUGCAUUUUUAGGAACAUUUCAUCUCGACGGUUGACGGCAGUGACCUCAAAUAGCAUUACAUGCGAUGAUGUAUGACAACUCAGCACAUCCCAAUCAGUUUUGUCAGAAUUAGUUAUUACUUUUCAUUGUUUGUAGCUAUUUCCUCACCAAUGUUUCGAAACCUGAUCUCCAAAACUUGGUUACCCCACUAAUAAAGUGUUUGACAUUAUUCCUUUGUGUAGCCAACUGGAGGAAAAGUGAUUGCUUAAGGCAAGAGGACAGGGUAAUUGACUUUUUGAGAGCAGAGUAAUUGGGCUAUUUGUUUUAACAAUCAUUGAGCUAACUACAAAAGAAAUAACCUACUCCAGUCUCUCUUCGCUUUCCCAUUGAUCCUGUGCUUCAGUAUUCUGCACCCUCACUGCAGUGGAACUAGCUUCAUUCCAGACAACUGGUGUCUGGUAUUUGCUGUGGCCAAACACCUUUCCCCUUUGCUUUGUCUCUACAUACACACAGGUACACACACACAUGCACUUACUCACACACACACACAGUCUUGCGCAGCUAACCUUGUGGGGACAUACAAUUCAGUCCCAUUCGAAAUCCUAUUUCCCUAACCCCUAACCCCAAACCUAACCCUAACCCUAACCCAUACCCGUACUCUUACCCUAACCCUAACCCUAACCUUAAACCAAAAACCUAACCUUAACCCUAACCGUAGCUCCUAACCCUAACCCUAAAGCUAAACCUAUCUCCUAACCCUAAACCCUAGAGUGAGACACACAGAGAAAAACACACAUGCUAACACUGUGACACACACACAAUCACAUUAAAUCACUGGCAGAACACCAUUAAGGUAAUGAAAUGAGGUGAACGCAGCAGAUAUCUUUUAAUUGAACAGCUGAAGACUAUAAUGGAAAUGCUGCUUGUAAUGGGAGAGAACACUAUCAACGAGAAUCAUGCUGUAUGAAAAUGUGUGAAUUUAAUUCCAGUAGUUGGUUCAUUUCUGCAAUCAUACAUUUGAUUGGCUCUGAAGCUCGCUAUCUCAAGGUGCCUGAACUUGAUUUAUGGAAGAAUAAUGAGAGGGAGGCUUUAAAUUGUCUUCAUGUUAUCUCCUCGGCUACACAGGCCGCUACCAAAACAACCUAUUCAGUAUAUAAACCAAUUGGGCUUUAAAAUAAAUGUCCUGUGUGCCCACAUGAAAAAAUACUAUAGUGUAUACUAUGGUAGGAAUACUAUAUUUUUGCAGAUUUUACUGUAGUAUUUACUGUAGUAUACUGUAGUAUUUACAGUUUACUAUAGUAUAAAUACUGUAGUAAAAAAAAAAAGGUACAUACUAUAGUAAUUAGUGUAGUGUUUUUGGGAACUGUAGUAUACUGUAGUAUUUACUGUAGUGUUUUUGCGGACUGUAGCAAACUGUAGUAUACUGUAGUAUUUACUGUAGUGUUUUUGCGGACUGUAGCGGACUGUACAGUCGUGGUCAAAAGUUUUGAGAAUGACACAAAUACUAAUUUUCACAGUCUGCUGCCUCCGUUUUGAUGAUGGCAAUUUGCAUAUACUCCAGAAUUACAUGAAGAGUGAUCAGAUGAAUUGCAAUUAAUUGCAAAGUCCCUCUUUGCCAUGUAAAUUGAUUUAAUCCCAAAAAAACAUUUCCACUGCAUUUCAGCCCUGCCACAAAAGGACCAGCUGCCAUCAUGUCAGUGAUUCUCUCGUUAACACAGGUGAGAGUGUUGACGAGGACAAGGCUGGAGAUCACUCUGUCAUGCUGAUUGAGUUAGAAUAACAGACUGGAAGCUUUAAAAGGAGGGUGGUGCUUGAAAUCAUUGUUCUUCCUCUGUUAACCAUGGUUACCUGCAAGGAAACACAUGCCGUCAUCAUUGCUUUGCACAAAAAGGGCUUCACAGGCAAGGAUAUUGCUGCUAGUAAGAUUGCACCUAAAUCAACCAUUUAUCGGAUCAUCAAGAACUUCAAGGAGAGAGGUUCAAUUGUUGUGAAGAAGGCGUCAGGGCGCCCAAGAAAGUCCAGCAAGCACCAGGACUGUCUCCUAAAGUUGAUUCAGCUGCAGGAUCGGGGCACCACCAGUGCAGAGCUUGCUCAGGAAUAGCAGCAGGCAGGUGUGAGUGCAUCUGCACGCACAGUGAGGUGAAGACUUUUGGAGGAUGGCCUGGUGUCAAGAAGGGCAGCAAAGAAGCCACUUCUCUCCAGAAAAAACAUCAGGGACAGACUGAUAUUCUGCAAAAGGUACAGGGAUUGGACUGCUGAGGACUAGGGUAAAGUCAUUUUCUCUGAGGAAUCCCCUUUCUGAUUGUUUGGGGCAUCCGGAAAAAAGCUUGUCCGGAGAAGACAAGGUGUGCGCUACCAUCAGUCCUUUGUCAUGCCAACAGUAAAGCAUCCUGAGACCAUUCAUGUGUGGGGUUGCUUCUCAGCCAAGGGAGUGGGCUCACUCACAAUUUUGCCUAAGAACACAGCCAUGAAUAAAGAAUUGUACAACUUCUCCCAACCAUCCAAGAACAGUUUGGUGACGACCAAUGCCUUUUCCAGCAUGAUGGAGCACCUUGCCAUAAGGGAAAAGUGAUAACUAAGUGGCUCGGGGAACAAAACAUCAACAUUUUGGGUCCAUGGCCAGGAAACUCCCCAGACCUUAAUCCCAUUGAGAGCUUGUGGUCGAUCCUCAAGAGGUGGGUGGACAAACAAAAACCCACAAAUUCUCCAAGCAUUGAUUAUGCAAGAAUGGGCUGCCAUCAGUCAGGAUGUGGCCCAGAAGUUAAUUGACAGCAUGCCAGGGCGGAUUGCAGAGGUCUUGAAAAAUAAGGGUCAACACUGCAAAUAUUGACUCUUUGCAUAAACUUAAUGUAAUUGUCAAUAAAAGCCUUUGACACUUAUGGAAUGCUUGUAAUUAUACUUCAGUAUACCAUAGUAACAUCUGACAAAAAUAUCUCAUAACACUGAAGCAGCUAACUUUGUGAAGACCAAUACUUGUGUCAUUCUCAAAACUUUUGACCACGACUGUAGUAUACUUUUGUAUUUACUGUUGUGUUUUUGGGGACAUUACUGUAGUAUUUACUAGUGUUUUUGUUUUAUUAUCUUUUUCCAUAACCUGUAGGUAGGUAGGACUGGGUUCUGAAUGGAGAGUUCAGAGCUUCUGCUCUUUUCUAUAACCUGUAGGGAACACAAUAUAUGGUCUAUACUUGGCAUGUAGGUUUCAGUUUUAACCUGUUUAUCUUCAACAGCAAGCCUUGACCUCCGUCUUGUAUUGUUUGUCUCCCCUCAGGACGUUCCCCAAGCCCCCACGGAAGGCCAAGGCCCAAGAGCUGAAGGGCAGGAGGGUGUUUGGUGUACCCCUCCUCCACAGUGUGCAGCAGACAGGGGAACCUCUACCCCCCAGCAUCCUCAAGGCCAUAUUCUAUCUGAGGACAGAGUGUCUCGAUCAGGUACUGGACUCACUUUAACCUCCUGUACCACCAGUAGAUGUACAUUAUGGCUACCACUGGCUACCACUACGCUGGCCACCAGCUCUGCACCCUCCGCUGCAACUUGCCCAUGCCCCCCCCACUUCUCCUUCACACAAAUCCAGACAGCUGAUGUUCUGAAAGAGCUGCAAAAUCUGGACCCCUACAAAUCAUCUGGGCUAGACAAUCUGGACCCUUUCUUUCUAAAACUAGCCGCCGAAAUUGUCGCAACCCCUAUUACUAGCCUGUUCAACCUCUCUUUCGUAACGUCUGAGAUCCCCAGAGAUUGGAAAGCUGCCGCGGUCAUCCCCCUCUUCAAAGAUCCAAACUGUUACAGACCCAUAUCCAUCCUGCCCUGCCUUUCAAAAGUUUUUGAAAGCCAAGUCAACAAACAGAUCACCGACCAUUUCGAAUCCCACCGUACCUUCUCCGCUAUGCAAUCCGGUUUCCGAGCUGGUCAUGGGUGCACUUCAGCCACGCUCAAGGUCCUAAACGAUAUUAUAACCGCGAUCGAUAAUAGACAGUACUGUGCAGCCGUUUUCAUUGACCUGGCCAAGGCUUUCGACUCUGUCAACCACCGCAUUCUUAUUGGCAGACUAAAUAGCCUUGGUUUCUCAAAUGACUGCCUCGCCUGGUUCACCAACUACUUCUCAGAUAGAGUUCAAUGUGUCAAAUCGGAGGGCCUGUUGUCUGGACCUAUGGCAGUCUCUAUGGGGGUGCCACAGGGUUCAAUUCUUGGGCCGACUCUUUUCUCUGUGUAUAUCAAUGACGUCGCUCUUGCUGCUGGUGACUCUCAGAUCCACCUCUACGCAGACGACACCAUUUUGUAUACAUCUGGCCCUUCAUUGGACACUGUGUUAACAAACCUCCAAACGAGCUUCAAUGCCAUACAACACUCCUUCAGUAGCCUCCAACUGCUCUUAAACACUAGUAAAACUAAAUGCAUGCUCUUCAACCGAACGCUGCUUGCACCCGCCCACCCGACUAGAAUCACUACUCUCGACGGGUCUGACCUAGAGUAUGUGGACAACUACAAAUAUCUAGGUGUCUGGUUAGACUGUAAACUCUCCUUCCAGACUCACAUUAAGAAUCUCCAAUCCAAAGUUAAAUCUAGAAUCGGUUUCCUAUUUCGCAACAAAGCCUCCUUCACUCAUGCUGCCAAACAUGCCCUCGUAAAACUGACUAUCCUACCGAUCCUUGACUUCGGCGAUGUCAUUUACAAAAUAGCCUCCAACACUCUACUCAGCAAAUUGGAUGUAGUCUAUCACAGUGCCAUCCGUUUUGUCUCCAAAGCCCCAUAUAAUACCCACCACUGUGACCUGUACGCUCUUGUUGGCUGGUCCUCACUACAUAUUCGUCGCCAAACCCACUGGCUCCAGGCCAUCUAUAAAUCACUGCUAGGCAAAUCCCCGCCUUAUCUUAGCUCAUUGGUCACCAUAGCAACACCCACCCGUAGUCUGCGCUCCAGCAGGUAUAUCUCACUGGUCAUCCCCAAAGCCAACACCUCCUUUGGCCGCAAUUCCUUCCAGUUCUCUGCUGCCAAUGACUGGAACAAAUUGCAAAAAUCUCUGAAGCUGGAGACACUUAUCUCCCUCACUAACUUUAAGCAUCAGUUGUCAGAGCACCUUACCGUUCACUGCACCUGUACACAGCCCAUCUGAAAUUAGCCCGCCCAACUACCUCAUCCCUAUAUUGUUAUUUAUUUUGCUCAUUUGUACCCCAGUAUCUCUAUUUGCACAUCAUCUCUUGCACAUCUAUCAUUCCAGUGUUAAUACUAAUUGUAAUUAUUUUGCACUAUAGCCUAUUUAUUGCCUUACCUCCAUAACUUGCUACAUUUGCACACACUGUAUAUAUAUGUAUUUCUGUUGUAUUUUUGACUUUGUUUUGUUUUACCCCAUAUGUAACUCUGUGUUGUUGUUUUUUAUCGCACUGCUUUGCUUUAUCUUGGCCAGGUUGCAGUUGUAAAUGAGAACUUGUUCUCAACUGGUUUACCUGGUUAAAUAAAGGUGAAAUAAAAAAAUUAAUAAAAAUUAUUCAAGAAAUAGUUAGGGUCAGGCUUUAAAGGGACAGUUCACCCCAAUUUCUAAUUUGGUUAGAUGUUUUCAUACAUAAGAUUAUCUAAUACAACCCCCCCCCCCCCUCAGGUGGGUCUGUUCCGUAAGUCGGGGGUGAAGUCUCGUAUCCAGUACCUGCGUGACAUGGUGGAGGCGGACCCAGAUGGUGUGUCUUACCAGGGCCAAUCAGCAUUUGAUGUGGCUGAUAUGGUGAAGCAGUAUUUCAGAGAUCUACCAGAACCUGUGUUCUCCAGCAAACUCUGCGAGUCCUUCCUGCAUAUCUACCAAUGUAAGUGGACAGAAUCUGCGUAACUGACUGACUGUACUACCUAAUCAUAACGUCAAUGAUGGUUAAGUAGGCAUUGUGAGACCAGUUUUGGACAUUUUUAUAGUAUAAUCAAUCCUAUCCACCACUCCAGUCUAACAUCUCUCACCCCUUCCUCAUCCUCCACAGACUUCCCCAAAGACCAGCAGUUCUGUGCAGCCCAGGCGGCCAUCUUUCUCCUGCCAGAUGAGCACAGAGAGGCCCUGCAGACACUCCUCCUCUUCCUCCGAGAUGUGGUGGGCUGCGUGGAUGAGAACCAGAUGACCCCCACCAACAUCGCUGUGUGCCUGGCCCCCUCUCUCUUCCACCUCAACACCCUAAAGAGAGAGGGCAACACAGCCAGGUAUGGUGCACUGCCUUCUGGAAAGGAGUAAGACGUCAAGUUAUAGAUGCUGAUCUAAGAUCAGUUUGGUGGAUUUGGCCCUUAUGGUUGAAGUUAGGAUUGGGGGAGUGUAAGGAGAUCCUGGAACGGUGCAACUUCUAGACGAGAAGAGUUCUGGAGAUCUGGGUCCCACAUUGUUAAAGUUAUAUAAUUCUUACCAGCUUCCCCCUGAUGCUAGGACAGCAGAGUCCUUGCUCCAUCUUCUGAAAAACAUCUGAAAACCUACCUCUUCAAAUAGUAUUUUAAAUAAGACUUCUCAGUCCCCCCAAACCCCCCCACCCCCCCCUCAAAAAAACACUUACACUUGUAUUUUCCUACAAACACUGAUUUGCCAAUAACUUAUUUAUUUAGGAAAAAUGUACUUACUACGACUGUGAUAUGUGGUUGUCUCACCUAGCUAUCUUAAGAUGAAUGCACUAACUGUACGUCACUCUAGAUAAGAGCGUCUGCUAAAUGACUAUAAUAUAAAUGUAAAAUGUCUUACGUUGUUGCAUAAGAUUACUCCGGUGCUCUUUGCUUUGUGUUCAUCGCCACAACGGCAGGUUUUAAUUUGUCUGUUUUUGAAAUGUUGUUUUAGUUUUUCCUACUUAUGCUGCAUCCGAUUCAUGGGUUGUUUAAAUUCCCAGAGAUUACAUCAACUGUAGUAAUCUAACCAAAGCCCUAUUUCCCUGUGUGGUAAUGAAUAGCUGUCGGCUGGGUUUAGUUUAAUGGCAGAGUGAGAGAGAGAGAGAGACUUAUGUAACCCUGCCGAAUCUCCCAUCUGGCCUUAAUGUUUCUCAGAUAGAAGAGAUCUUAUAUCUGUAAUAUUAUUCAGCUGGUUACUGCAAGAGAAUGAGAAGGAGAGAGAGAGGGAGGAGGAGAAAGGGAGGGAAAGAGGGAGAGCGACAGGAAAAGGGAAAGAGAGAAAGAGGGAGGGAGAGAGAAAGAGAUGGUCCAAGUGUGAAACAGAGAGAGAUAUUUGAGAGAGAUGGUGACUCAUUUUUUAAAACACAUCAGUCUUAGAACUUUCUUUUUGACUCUGGCACUCUCAUUAGCUUCACAAGACUGGUUAUCUGUAGUUGUUGGCUCUGAAGUGAAGUGCUGUGAAGAUAGACCGCGCGCACACACACACACACGCACACGCGCACGCACACACGCGCGCACACACACACACACGCACACACGCGCACGCGCGCACACACACGCACACGCACACGCACACGCACACACACACAGCUCAGCUGCACACACUCUGCUGACAUCCUGUAUUCUGACAGCAUGUCGAGAAGUUCCACUUCACAUCAAAAAGUGGCAUUGUGGACCAAGUGAUGUCAUAUAGCACAGGCCUGAUUGUGUCCUCCUCCCCCACCUCCUCCUCCUCCUCUCGUCAUGCCAGCCUGUCCAGGGGAGCCAGUGGGCUCAACCAUUUCCCCACAGGCUGUCAGAGUAGAGCACAGAUGGAAGUCAUAACACAACACAAUACACACUCUGUAUCUCCCUUCACUGGAAACAGAGCUAUGCCUUGAAACACGUCACACAUGUCACACUGGGAACAAUGACCAGAACAAAUAAACACGGACUGUUAUGUUGUGGCAUAUUGUGCAUCUAGGAUACAGUGACGUUAGAAAAUAUUUCACUGCUUUGCUUUUUCUACAUGUUUUUCUUGGUUUGGAAGUCGAUGCUGACGUUGCUUUUUACAUAAGCAUUGAAUAACAGUCUGCUUGCAAGGAUCUCCAAAAACUGUAGGAGAGUAUAGUGUAACGGCAAAACUGUACACCCUAAAUCUUUAACUCUGAUGUAAUGACAUUUCCUGUUUCUCUGACCUAGGUCGAGCCACAGGAAGUACAGCCUGGGUAGGCCUGACCAAAGGGACCUGAGUGAGAACCUGGCCGCUACACAGGGCCUCGCCCACAUGGUGACAGAGUCCCUACGCCUCCUUCAGGUACACACUACAAUACAGUUACACUACAGCCUGUUCUUUAUUAUUUAUUUAUGUAUUUUUGUGUGAAAUUGGUCCACGGGCCGCCAUUUGCCCAUCCCUGCCGUAAACCAUUUGCAGGGGAAAUUAAAUGAAGAGGCACUCCAUCUAUGUUAUUCAUUUCAGUCAGCUCAUUGCAUUUACUUGAUAAUACAGAAUAAAAAUAUUAGAAAAUAAGAAUUUAUGAAUGCCAACAACAGGCUAUUAGUCACCAUAUCUUCGCUUGAUGCAAUAGCAUAUCGAUUGGUCAAGAAGUCAUACAGUAUAUCUUGUGACAGACGUUAACAUGCAAUGUUUGGUUCUGGGUGUCAAGAUUAAGUAAUAUGUGACCUUACGUGAAAAAGUCUAGAUAACUCUUCCUCUUUCUUUCUCUGAUCCUUCCAGCUUCCAGAGUUCUGGCCAGACCAGAGUGUGCGUAGCCCCAGUGAGGAGGCUCUCUGGGUGGAUGGGGGUCGGAGUUCGCCCUCUAAGGGUGGGGAGGAAGAGCAGGAUGAGAGGGCCAGACUGGACCAGACCACCCAGCACCUGCUGAGAGAGGCCAGGGAGAAGAGCCAAGGCUGGGAGUCCUGCUCUGGACCAGACCACGUGGACCUGGCAUUUAAGAAGGUGUGUGAUGGAAUCUGAUGGAAUUAAUAAAUGAAUGAAUGAACGACAACAAAUGAAUGGAUGAAUUAAGGAAUUAACAAAUUAAUGAAAUUGUUGUCAAAGAUGUCAAAUAACAUAUAAUAGAUACAAGUUACUGCUUGGUUACACUGACCCCCCCUAUGGUCACAUGGUUGUGAAAAGUUUUUUCUGACAGCACACCAAAACAACAACACCAAUAAAGAACACUGCAGACUAUUAAAAGGGUUAUUAUGUAUGAGUCAACAUCGAAACACCAUUGAUUGUCCAGUUAGUCAGACCAAUUAACCUUUUACUGCAGUGGACUAAAUCAGGGUCACACAGUGUUUCUUGGUGUUCUUAAAAAAAUCUACUUUGAAACGAAAGAAUACACCUCACACACAUGGUUAUGGGCACACAAAAAAAAGUCCAAUGUCAGAUAUGGAGUUGAAAUGUAUUCAAUUUUGAGUUUGCAUCCCAUUAUUACACUUGAUAUACAUCACAGAAGACUGAAAUAUAACAAAACCGUUUGACAUAGAAACACCAGAUUUUCAGUGUUUAAAAAAGAUUAAUGUUUAGUAAUUAUGAAAUUAUGAAAAAUAUGAAUAACAUUACACCCAUGAGGCCACUAGAGGGCGAUUUGGUCAUUUGACUGCAGGAAAGGGUUUUAAGCACACUGAGUAUUUGAGCUAAGAUAUGUGUAUAGUAAAAGGAGUUAUUGAAGUUCAUAAUCAGGUUCUCACAAUGGGUCUCACCCACUCUCCCUCUCCUUCCCCUCCCUCUCCAUACCAGGUGGAUGACGGCUGGCCGCUGCGGUUGUGGAAGGGCUCCAUUGAGGUGGAUGCCCCCCAGAAAGAGGCCCUCCAGCGGGUCCUGAGGGAGCAGGGUCUCUGGGAGAAGACCCUCAAACAGUCUGCAGUAGUCCAGACCCUGACCAAGGACACUGAGGUCUACCGCUACCUCCUGCAGGGCCUGGGACCCCGAUCGCCACAGGAGCACCUCCUGCUGAGGUAAUGAGGCGUUACCAGGCCAAUACUGCACAGCGCUGCACGAUGCUGCAUGGGUCUUUAGGCAGGCUGCUGACUCUGUUGAGUAGAAGGGACAGAUGAGUCAGGGACAAACAGAGUUCAGCUUGGACUUGAACACUCUGGCUAAAGUUGUUUUGACAUGGUGCUUGUUGCUGUACUAUUGCUACAUGUUGGCAUCACAGUGAAUGAUGAAAGAGCUAGUUUAUACUAAUCAUGUUACAUUAAAGUGUCAAAGUCAAAGGAUUGUUGACCGUUUACUCAAACAUCUAAUCAAAUGUUGGCUGAAUAUCUGAGGGUCUAUUUCUCACGGAGCUCAAUUCUGAAAGUCUGUUUUUAAAUUAACCAGAAGAAUCUCCUAUCAUUUUCUCAUGCAGGACCUGGCAGUCAGACCCAUCGGCUGGUCCUGUUUAUGUGUCUGCUGUGUCUACAGAGCACCCUGAGGCCCCCAUGGAGGGGGUGAGAGCCCAGGUCCUCUCUUGUCUCUACCUGGUAGAACCCCUAGGGGCCAAGAGGUCCCGACUCACACACCUCUGUCGCACAGAUACCAGGUAGGCAAGACCGAGGGAGAAUGUGAACGAUUUGAGAGAAUGCACAGUCUUUAAAAAAUAUAUCCAGAGACACGCUUAUUCUUUACCUUCUGUAAUGAGGUAUUCUCUGCUUUUGACUGCAGCAGUAUCUCAAGUGCAAUCACCGCCUCUCAAAAGAGACACACUUAAAUAGAGAAGGAAAAUAAUGAAUAGAAAGAAAAGCACCCCUUGUGCACACAUUAGCUCUCUUCAAAGUUCCCUAUAGAUUUUCUGCUUCUUACAUGAACAAUUUAUUCCCUGCAUGGUUCUGCUGGGUUGUUCUGUAGACCACCGCUGUUUCCAUUUGUUUCGGCUGAUUUAAUUAAACAAGCCAUGCAAUGGAAAACAGGUGUCUAGAAGCACACAGAGAGAGAGAGAAGGGGGAGGAGAGGGAGAUAGAAAAGUGUGAAAAGUGUGAAAGGGAAUGAGGGGGAUGUAGAGAGGGAGAGAGUGUUCUCCCCCUGCAUUAUACAUGUUAGCUAUUGUGCUGCUCCAAUGGACCAUCAUCAGUAGAAGUAGUUGACUACUCACUUAGGGCCCGAUUCCGAUUUAGGAAUUUUCGCCUUUCCUACGCACACGUUUCCUAUACACUUCUGAGUAUUUGGUAUUCAGACUUACCUUAUUCAGUCGCGUAACGGGCUUUGCAGGUGUGGUUCCCUUGCGCACGCUGAAUAAAUGUAAUUCAACCACUGAAAACCCUCACACUUGCUAGCCAACAGAUUUUCUAGUGGAGUUUUCAUUCAAUGGGGUUUUCAGUACAUUUAUCUUAAGCCAUCCCUUUAAAUACGGUGUACAUUUAAUUAGAAUUUGAGAGAACGGUUUCAGAAAAUAGGGAUCAAUGAAAGAAAGCCAUCUAAAUACAGUAUAUGCAUACUCGUCUUCCAUUUCAACACCAACUCCUCUUUUCAGUUCGCUGCAGCUAGCGACUGGAAUGAGCUGCAAAAAACACUCAAACUGGACAGAUUUAUCUCCAUCUCUUCAUUCAAAGACUCAAUCAUGGACACUCUUACUGACAGUUGUGGCUACUUCGCGUGAUGUAUUGUUGUCUCUACCUUCUUGCCCUUUGUGCUGUUGUCUGUGCCCAAUAAUGUUUUUACCAUGUUAUGCUGCUACCAUGUUGUGCUGCUGCUAUGUUGUGCUGCUGCUAUGUUGUGCUGCUGCUAUGUUGUGUUGCUACCAUGAUGUUGUCAUAUCGUGUUGCUACCAUGCUUUGUUGUCAUGUGUUGCUGCCAUGCUAUGUUGUUGUUUUAGGUCUCUCUUUGUGUAGUGUUGUGGUGUCUCUCUUGUCGUGAUGUAUGUUUUGUCCUAUAUUUUAAUGUAUUUAUUUUUAUCCCAGCCACCGUCCCCACAGGAGCCCUUUUGGUAGGCCGUCAUUGUAAAUAAGAAUUUGUUCUUAACUGACUUGCCUAGUUAAAUAAAGGUAAAAUAAAAUAAAUAAAUAAAACUGGUAGAUAAAAAAAUAAUCUGAUUUUGUAGAUUAUUGAGGCACAUUUUAGGGUUAGGAAAGACUGUAUGAAUCAUUAAAAAAAACAGGUUUGGAGAGCUUUUACACACAAAAUAUAUUGAUUAAACAAAAAUACAGUGGUUUGAUUCAUUCAGAAAAUUGCCACAUUCAGCUCUUUAACACAUGGUAAUGUUGGUAGUAGAUUAGUGUACAUAGAAUUAUAAUACAAUUAAGUAUUAAGGGUGGCAGGUAGUUUAGUGGUUAAGAGCGUUGGGCCAGUAACCGAAAGGUUGCUGGUUCUAAUCCCAGACUAGGUGAAAAAUCUGUCGAUGUGCCCUUGAGCAAGGCACUUAACCCUAAUUGCUCCUGUAAGUCGCUCUGGAUAAGAAUGACUAAAAUGUAAUGUACAAUAGUACUGUGGGUUAUACCCUCAUCUAUUGCCUGCACUAACCAUAGAACUGUGUAAUGACAGAGCCAAGUAUUGCGCCAUGCGUCAGGUUCAAACUUACUGUUUGGUCUGUGCUCCGCUCCAUAACGAUUUUAAUUAAUUUUUAUAUUAUCAACUGGUACUAAUGAUACUCAGCAACAACCACACGGCCGUGAUGGUGUUUACAGAGGAAGCAAAUGAAGGUAAACUAAACAAUGUAAUUAAAUAGAAUGAUAAGGGCUCCCGAGUGGCGCAGCGGUCUAAGGCACUGCAUCUCAGCGCUUGAGGCGUCAUUACAGACCCCUGGUUCGAUUCCAGGCUGUAUCACAUCUGGCUGUGAUUGAGAGUCCCGUAGGGCGGCGCACAAUUGGCCCAGCAUCGUCCGGGUUUGGCAGGUGUAGGCCGUCAUUGUAAAUAAGAAUUCGUUCUUAACUGACUUGUCAAGGUAAAAAAUUAAAAUAAAAAAAUGAUGUAGGCUAUACCAACUGAGGGGAACUAACAGUAAAUUGCCAGUUGAAUAUGUGUGGUUAUUAGGCCUACUGACAGUAGAUACUGUAGGGUGGCAGGUAGCUUAGUGGUUAAGAGCGUUGUGCCAGUAGCUGAAAGGUCGCUGGUUCUAAUCCCUUAGCCUAAUAGGUGAAACAUCUGUCGAUGUGCCCUUGAACAAUGCACGUAACCCUAAUUGCUCUGGAUAAGAGCGUCUGCUAAAUUACUAAAAAUGUAAAAAAUAUUGGCUCAUUUUUAACAUGAUAGAAAUAGGAAACAAUGAAAGUCGGGGUAGCAUAUAAUUAAGACGUUCGAGAGUGCCCAUCCCUGCAAGUUAAAAGGCUGUACAAUUUAAAUUCUGCAUAAUGGCACAGUAUUUCAUAAACUUUACUGUUGGAAAGUUGAUAUGCUUCAGUUUGCUGCCAUAUGACUGGUUUCACAUUUGUCUCCAGCGAUUAUAAGGUAAAAUAUAUCUAAAACAAGAGUUAUUUAUAUUUACAAUGCCCUUAUACAAAUGGAUUACUAAUUUACCUACUAUAGCUCUUAUCAAUAGCUCGUAUUAAGUUCUAAAUUAUAGUGCAUGGAGAAUGGUGUUAUUUCUAUCGGGAAAAAGUAGAUACUUUAUCCACUUGGAAUCGGUUGGUUCGCUAGACCUUAUUCAUGGUUUCCUCUCGCGUAAAAUUGGUGGAAUUAUUAGGCAAUAAAGUCAAGGUCAGAAUACGGUGUAUCUGUAGACACACCUCCACCACGCCUUCAUUUAUCCAAUCUCCAUCCAAAACGAAUAGCAGGUGAAUAGCACACUAUUCUCAUGCUUAAAUUCAAGGUCAGAAUACGCAUAGAGAGAGAAGUGCAUAAAAGGAAAUUACGUUCAAUUUACGUGUGCUUAAUUCGGGUCAGAAUCGGGGCCUUAGCCACACUCAUCACACUAGUUUCAAUAAGGCAGCAUAGAGAUUUGAACGAGACGGUUUGCCAACAAGACAGAUUCACACGAUUAUGAUGAUUAUCUCUGCAGGGUUUUCUCACUUCAUUACAUCAGAACUGAGCGGUAACGGAGAUAACAUUUCUGCCUCAUUCUACUCUCUUUAAAUACUCAUAGAAAAGAGCUUGGCGGGCCUAACGUAUGGGCUUAUUUGCAGUGCCAGUGGCAUUAGGUUUUGAGUGCUCAUUUUCUUAUCAUCGAUAAUAAACUCACAGUUCUUUGGUCUGCUGAGCUUAAUAGCGAAAGCCAAUGAGACUGAUAUCGAGGAAACUGAAAGUGAAAUGGUCUUAGUCAGUGUAUCUCAUACACCAAGGUUUGGUUGCGUUCCAGGCAGACUAUAUUGCAAUCAUGCUACAUCCCACUGGGCACAGAUGUCAUUGAAAUGACGUGGAAACAAAGUUGAUUCAACCACUGUGUGCCCAGUGGGAUACAGCAACCCAUGGUUGUUCAUCACGUCAUUUACUUUGCAGUCACGCAUCCGAUUGCUAUAUAGUAUGAUGUGGUUAGGUCUGGCAGGCAACUGCAAUGUAGUCUGCCUGAAAUGCAGCCUUUGUGUCUCUCUGACUGUGUUUCAUCUGAACCCUGGUGACACUUCCUGUGUACUAACUUCCUGUUACUGUGUGUGAUUUCCAGGGGCCGAUCCAAGGAAUGGCACAACAGAGUGAGUGGACACCUACUGGCCUCCAACCUUCUGUCCAUCAGGGACUCAUUCAGACCUGACCACAGAGAGACCAAGAUCUAAGUCAUAGCUCCGAGACAGAACCCAGGCCUCAUCUACCCCGAGAGGAGGACAGAUGAGGAGAGAACACAAACAGACAAACAGACAGAGACACAAGCCUCCAGGCAUACAGCUGUAGCAGAGAGGACUGGAGGAGGGGGUGAAGGCAGGAGGGGGAGCUGAGAAGUUGUCUUAAACCCAAGACCUGAUGUGAAUUCCAGAAACCUCCUUUUUUAAUAUGGAGACAAUUGCACCUCCGGACUCGCACCAGGGGUCGUCUGAUGAAGUGUUCAGGCGGAGGCGGCAGAGCUUUGCAUUAUCAAGAAUGACGCGGGAGCCUGUCACCAUGAUGAAACGUCUCAUCCCAUUUGACUGACUGUUUCAGGCGUAAUGCAUGGCAGGGGGGCCUCCGGCGGAGCACUGCCAGACGCCACAGGUUUUAAGAGUUAAAAACAGGGCCUGUGUAACAGUUCAAAUAUACCAAGAGCAAAUCUACCUCUUUGGAGAGAAAAGCCUCGGUUGCAUCACACUUUGAAGCGGGACAAAGUUAAGGAUUCAGGAAAGCCUUGUCUUGCAGUUGGGAAUUGGGAAGAUUCUCUUGUACAUUUGUGCCAUUGUGGCGGAUAUUCUGUGAGGCACGUUGCUGUCCUCAAAAUUGUACUCUGUAUUUAUUAUUUUACUGUCAAAAGCAUUGUCUAAUUACUUAAUUUUAGUUGUAUGUGUGUAUUUGACUUGACACAAGUGUUUCUCUGGUAAUGUUGUAAACUUGUAUCACAGUAUACUCACUAAAAGGGUCAGUUACACUAUGUUUAUAGAUGUACAUAUUCAUAAAUGUGUGGUUUAUCUAAUUACAUUUGAUUAUUAAGUGCCUUUUAUUAUUCCUCAAAAUUAUUUAACAAAAUAUUUGUAUUCAGAAAUAUUCAAAUAGAUUUACUUAAAUAUUGGUUUUCAAGCUUUAGGAAAACUGCAGCAUACCAUUUUUGUAAUAUGUGUGUGGAAUCAAAAUGACAACUGAUUAAAAUGUUGAUUUCUCUAGU